Molecule: messenger RNA, 1863 nt
Organism: Peromyscus eremicus (cactus mouse)
Lineage: Eukaryota; Metazoa; Chordata; Mammalia; Rodentia; Cricetidae
Product: MFS-type transporter SLC18B1-like
Exons: 13
Coding region: 95-1327 (410 amino acids)
Biological process (GO): transmembrane transport
Molecular function (GO): transmembrane transporter activity
Source: RefSeq, a predicted model, not a curated record
UGGCUCUGGAGGAAGUCCAGGAGAGACAUCGAGGAGACUUUCAAGAGAACAGCUUUGUGUACUGGUGUCGGCAGCUUCCUUAAACUUGGGUUGCAUGAUGGCCUAUUCCAUCCUUGGACCGUUUUUCCCCAAGGAGGCAGAAAAGAAGGGGGCCAGCAACACCAUGAUUGGGAUGAUCUUCGGAUGCUAUGCUUUAUUUGAGUUGCUGGCAUCUUUAGUGUUUGGAAAAUACCUUGUACAAAUUGGAGCCAAAUUCAUGUUUAUAGCAGGAAUGUUUAUCUCAGGAGGAGUUACAAUUCUCUUUGGUGUCUUGGACCAACUUCCAGACGGACCCAUAUUUAUUGUCAUGUGUUUUCUGGUGAGAAUAGUAGAUGCCAUAGGCUUUGGUGCAGCGAUAACCGCAUCGUCUUCUGUCCUGGCAAAGGCCUUCCCAAAUAAUGUGGCUACUGUGUUGGGAAGCCUUGAGGUUUUUUCUGGACUGGGGCUGAUAGUAGGUCCCCCUUUAGGUGGCUUUUUGUAUCAGUCCUUUGGCUAUGAGGUGCCUUUUAUUCUUCUGGGGUGCAUAGUUCUGCUGAUGAUACCACUCAACCUAUGUGUUUUGCCCAGUUAUGAGUCGGAGCCAGGUGAACACUCCUUCUGGAGACUUGUCUCAUUACCGAAGGUCGGUCUCAUAGCCUUCAUCAUCAUCUCCCUCAGCUCUUGCUUCGGCUUCCUCGAGCCAAUUCUCUCUCUCUUCAUCUUGGAGAAGUUCAAUUUGCCAGCUGGAUACGUGGGACUCGUCUUCCUGGGUCUAGCUCUGUCCUACACCAUUUCAUCACCACUGUUCGGUCUCCUCUGUGAUAGGAUGCCUAAUCUUAGGAAAUGGUUUCUGAUUUUUGGAAACUUAAUCACAGCUGGGUGCUACAUGCUCUUAGGACCUGUCCCCAUUUUGCACAUUAAAAGUCAGCUCUGGCUCAUGGUGCUGGUGUUAGUGGUAAAUGGCAUCUCUGCUGGAAUGAGUAUCAUCCCAACUUUCCCGGAGACCCUUAGUUGUGCAUAUGAAAAUGGGUUUGAAGAGGGAAUAAGUACGCUGGGACUCGUAUCUGGUCUUACUGGCGCCAUGUGGUCAGUUGGUGCUUUCAUGGGACCAGUGCUGGGCGGAUUUCUGUAUGAGAAAAUUGGUUUCGAGUGGGCAGCAGCUAUACAAGGCCUAUGGGCUCUGAUAAGUGGACUUGCGAUGGGCUUAUUUUAUCUCUGGGAGCACUCAAAGGCGAGAAGAAGAUCUAAAGCUCAGAACAUCAUUGACACAGAGGAGGAAGAAGCUGGGCUCUUGCCCAAUGAAACCUAGGCUCGCAAGCUCUGGAUUGAUGCAGACUGGGAGACAGGUGCCUUGAGCCAUGACAAGCAGCUGCUGGAGGAGCUUUCUGGGAGCCAGGCAGAAGUCCUUGCUUCCUGGACUUGAACCCCGGAAGUGUCAAGCUGUUUUUACACGACCCUGCACCGGGCCGCGCUUACUGUAGUUUGGAGCAUCUAUGAGAAAGGGAAAACCAGAAGAAGCUGUCGUUUCUAAAUGACCCGCCUUGCCCCUCAGGGUGCUGUUAUUGACUCUCUUUGGCUUUCUUAUUCUUGCAUUCGUUUUUCAUUCUAAGUUUUUCAAUUCUACAGAUGUACUUCUUAAAAUUAAUAUGUGAAGAAAUGAAACUACUUAAUAUACCUUGAACAUAUACAACAGAAUGUAUAAGUUUAUGAAAUCAGUUUUGAAAGACGUGCUUUCUCUGCACUGAGAUUUUUAUAUCCAUUAAAAAGGCAAAAUUCCUGCCUGCCACAUAAAAACUCUAGAGCAUUCUUUGGCUCUCAGGUUUUCUAAAAACAUUUCUGUGGAAG